AGAGAGUCCAGCUGGCGCCAGGGCUGACAUAGGAUGCUGCGGGAUGUUCCAGGGGAGGCCAGAGCCAGCGAGGCUGCCAUCUGAGUAACAGCUCUCUGCUCCGAGUGCGGUGUUCCUGCUGCUACUCUUCGUCUCGGGGACUUAAAGGGACUUCACUUUCACUUUCAGACGCCUGAGUGUAAUAGAAAGCGAUAAGGAUUUGGGUGCAUUUGGAAAGUGCGUAAAAAUAAAACCCAUGAUGGAAGUGGCCACCGACCAGCCUCGCUGGAUGGCACACCAUGCAGUGCUCAAUGGGCAGCACCCAGAGAGCCACCACCCAGGACUGGCACACAACUACAUGGAGCCAACGCAGCUCUUGCCUCCUGAUGAGGUAGACGUCUUCUUCAACCAUUUGGAUUCCCAGGGAAAUCCUUAUUAUGCCAACUCUGCCCAUGCCAGGGCCAGGGUCUCGUACAGCCAGGCUCACGCUCGCCUGACCAGCAGCCAGAUGUGCCGGCCACACAUCCUGCACAGCCCGGGGCUGCCCUGGCUGGAGAGCGGCAAGUCUGCCCUGUCUGCUGCCCACCACCACAACCCCUGGACGGUCAGCCCGUUCGCCAAGGCCCCCCUGCACCAUGCGGCCACUGGUGGUUCCCUGUACCCGGGUGGGGGCUCCUCGGGCGCCACAUCCUCCGCACACUCCAGCCCGCACCUGUUCGGCUUCCCCCCGACCCCUCCCAAGGAUGUAUCCCCGGAUCCGGGCAGUGCAGCCUCCCCCAGAGGGGAGGACAAGGACAGUAUCAAGUACCAGGUGUCCCUGUCUGAGGGCAUGAAGAUGGAAGGGUGCAGCCCCCUGAGGAACAGCCUGGCACCCAUGGGGACUCAGUCAUCUACCCACCACCCUAUACCUACCUACCCGUCCUAUGUGCCCGCACCCCACGACUACGGCAGCAGCCUCUUCCAUCCUGGCAGCCUACUGGGAGGCCCAGCCUCAAGCUUCACCCCAAAACAGAGGAGCAAGAGCAGAUCCUGUUCAGAAAGAAAUCCGGUUUCUUCGUGUUUCCAUUUAGAAGGGAGAGAGUGUGUGAACUGCGGAGCCACGGCCACGCCGCUGUGGAGGAGGGACGGCACCGGCCACUAUCUCUGUAACGCCUGCGGCCUCUACCACAAAAUGAAUGGUCAGAACAGACCACUCAUUAAACCCAAGAGAAGACUGUCGGCAGCUCGGAGAGCGGGGACCUGUUGUGCAAAUUGUCAAACGACAACCACAACCUUAUGGCGACGCAAUGCAAAUGGAGACCCAGUGUGUAACGCCUGCGGACUGUACUACAAAUUACACAAUGUGAACAGGCCCCUGACCAUGAAAAAGGAAGGAAUUCAGACCAGGAAUAGGAAAAUGUCCAACAAAUCCAAGAAAAACAAGAAGGGCUCGGAGUGUUUUGAGGAACUUUCCAAGUGCAUGCAGGAGAAAACCUCCCAUUUCAGUGCAGCUGCCCUGGCUAGUCACAUGGCUCCAAUGGGGCAUUUGCCUCCUUUCAGCCACUCCGGCCACAUCUUGCAGACACCGACACCCAUCCACCCUUCCUCUGGUUUGUCCUUUGGGCACCCACACCCAUCCAGCAUGGUAACAGCAAUGGGAUAAAUAUAAUUCCUUUACAGACUGUGUAAGAGCACGUGGGCAUUGCCUGGGUUGGCGCCCGGAGUCCUCCAAGAAGACAAUGUAGAACUGGCCUGCGCCUCGUCUGUUGCACCAGAUAGGCAUUUACAUUGGACUUACACAGGACUCUUUGGUGGGACCAGAUAAGCACUUUCCUCCCCCUGGACUGGAAAUCGGAAUAAUCUGUUUUCCACUUGCUGACCAACCCGCGGUGAAGGUAAAAAAAAAAAGGUGGACAUAGUGAGAUUUUAUCGUCUUACUUUCUUGUUCUGUUUUUAAAUUACUGUGAAUAUUGUACAUACAUUAACGUCUCUUGUGGGUGGAAAAGACCCCGUGGUGGUUGAUGCUGGAUUUAUACUGCAGACUUGUUACAAAUGGACGCCUUUAUAUAUAGAAAACAAAAUUAAAAUCUAAGGCUUAAUUUAAAAAAAGAAAAAAAAAGGAAAAAAAAUAUUUAUUUUUUUGCUCCUGGAAUUUUUUUUUUUUUUCUCAAUCCGUCUUCGCCCCUGUCCUGGGGGUCAUCUGGUCUGUGAGCUUUCGAAUCCACACUGCCUACUGCCUGCCGCCCUUCUUGGAUAGGACCACCAUAACAUCUUUGACCUGAACUUAACCCUUUCUGCCGCUGGAGGGUUGCUGGUGGAGAGGUUUUGGACUAAACAACCAUGAAAGCAAACAAACAUUGAACAUUGCUUUAUGUGGUUCUCUGUAAGUGAUUUCACCUGGUCCAAGAUUUCAAGGGCUUUUUUUUUUAUUUUUUAUUAUUAUUAUUUUUAAGGUUCAUUGGCUCCGCUCCCCGACAUUCUUAGUUUGCACGUGCCAGAUUUCCUUUACAUCCAGAUAUGUUUUCCAUGUAACAAAGAAAAAACUAUAUUUAUAUCUAUACUCCUGACAUUUUUUUAUUUUAAUUAAUUCAUUGAGUGACCAAGAGCAAUGUGAGGUUAUUUUGGAUCCUACUAAGCCAUUUCAGGAAAAAAAUAAAACAUCAGUUCAUUGCGUUCCCACCGUCUAUCAUUUAGCAGAAAUGUUACAAAACUGGCAAUUCAUUUAGAGCUUUUAUUAUUUUUUUUAAAUCUCAAUGUAAUAAUGUGAAAAUGUAACAUAUGCUUGCCCCUUCCCAAAUAUCUUAAUGUUAACAAUUUAAUAUCACAUUGUUAUGUAUAUAUUAAUUAUUAAUAUAAGGGCAAAAGCUGGGUGGAGGAUAAAAUACAGCAAAUGAACCCAUCCAUGUACAAGGAAAUGUUCUCGACCAAAUAAAUGAUUCUUGUUCUGACAUUUACAAGUAAAAAUCCAAAAUAUAUUCUAAAAAAAAAAGACUACAAAUGAAUACAGGGCCAACUUGUCUGAGGGAAGGCUUAUGUACAGAUGUCAUCGGGACAGGCGUAGAUGCACACAUAACGAAGACGGUUGAUGGGAAAAAAAAGGGGGUUUGGGAUUGCGCCCUAAGGUCCUUUAAAAUUUCUUUAAACUCUUGGCAGUCAGGAAACACUUCAGCCAUUGUCCUGAUCUCCUAGCUGUACAAGGGGUUAAUGUUCAUGGUACAAGCUGUACAUUAUUUUGUACCUUUUAUUUUUUAUGGGGUUGGGAGGGAAAUUUGAAGAAAAUAUUACUGAUACAAGAAAAGAAAAUAGAGAAGUGCAAUAUCUCGCCAGCCUGCAGUUCAGUCUGGGGCCCGGAAUAAAUUAUUUUGUAUCGGUAGGCGCAGAAAAUGAUACAGUAUUUUUUUUUACCUUGUUUUGUUUAGUGACCUUAAGUUAUUGUCGAUUCUGUACACCAUGUUUAUAAUAUUGUCUGUAAAAAGUGUAUGCUAUCCUCCUAUUCGAUGAAGGUGAAUAUUAAGAAUAAAAAAUACUUUUUUGUGGA
Messenger RNA from Bufo bufo (common toad), 3496 nucleotides. RefSeq names its product GATA binding protein 2 (gene GATA2). NCBI's taxonomy places the organism in Eukaryota, Metazoa, Chordata, Amphibia, Anura, Bufonidae. Gene Ontology annotation, biological process: cell fate commitment; positive regulation of transcription by RNA polymerase II; positive regulation of miRNA transcription. Gene Ontology annotation, molecular function: zinc ion binding; DNA-binding transcription factor activity, RNA polymerase II-specific; RNA polymerase II cis-regulatory region sequence-specific DNA binding. The transcript is spliced from 6 exons. The record is from RefSeq and is a predicted model, not a curated record. Bases 236 to 1621 code for a protein of 461 amino acids. Gene Ontology annotation, cellular component: nucleus.